UUGGGUGACCGCAAAACCAGCCAAUUGGCUCAUGAACUAUCUGUCCAAAGUCUGGCCAGCUCAGAAGAGAAGUGGAAUGACGGUAUGCGCCGGUAUGGGCAGUCGACAAUGCGGGAUAUAUACGACCGUUGGCCAUGGAACCGGUUCCUGAUGCUCCGGUCGGGUACUAAUUGCUCUUUACGCACCGACUUCGUGUGUUCUAGCCCGCUAGAUGCACUUAAGCGAAUGCAGGCCGAGGCAGAUUGACGACGUGGUCUGCGGACACAAGACCGAGAUGCUUCAAUUAGGGUCCUGGCCUGGAUGGAACGGAGGGUUCCUUGCGCGAUCUGUCUCGCUCUUCACUUUCGCUCAAGUGAUUCAACAUACCAAGUCGUUGGACGACACAUCACAUAGUGGAGGGAAUCAGCUGGAACUGAUCUGAGGAGCCACGAUGCCGGCAACCAAUAUCUUCUCGCUUCCCGGAGAACUCAGGAACAAGAUUUGGCGCGAACUGGUGCUCUCCGGUGGCGACCUUGCUGUCGAAGCUCUUUGCAGAUCUGAAGUGCAGAAGCUGCAUCAGCCUGCUGUAGCGUUCGUGUGCAAGCAGAUUCGGAACGAGGCCCUCAGCAUCUACUACUCUGAGAAUAGCUGGUUCCUUGGCAAGAUAGGAUACCAUCAUCCCAAGCAUGUAAAGAUGUACGAUUUCGACAUUCGCAUCUCUCGAUGGAACGAACUGCUCGGACCCUACGUCAGAUAUCUUGCCCGCCUGAGUAUGGGAGUCGAUGGGCGAUGCUAUGCGUGGAACGACCAGGGCCUAGCAGAUGAUGCCAGAUAUGAGAUAUGUGUUGUUCGCAAGGGACAACUGCACUUCGAGAGGAAUGGCGAACCGAGAUGUACUUGCCGUUUGAAGAGUGGUGUGGAAAUGCAGGCCACAAGAGAUGGUGCUGUGCUCCUCGAACUGGUGAAAGAGUACAGUGAUUCGUAUCGCGAUAAUGUACAUGAAUGCUUCUGUCGCCAAUGUGGCAAGAGCAGGCUGGAGAAAUUCGGCCGCUCAGACGCCACGCACCUACCUCUGUGGGAGGAUAUCGCGACCUGCUAGAGUGGCAAUUUGCAAGCAGACCUUUGGUCUCCCGAGAGGUCCAUCGGAGCUGGCCCAUUAAGUCAGAUCAUAUCCGCCGCUCAUCUUUGCCAAUGGUGUGCUCUAGGCCACUGUGACGGUUGAUUGCAAUCGCGCUCGCGAUGCAUUGUCCAUCCAGCGCCCUGCGCGUACAGCAAUUGAACGAGCUCCGGCUGAGGCGCUGUCGAAAUCCUGCAGUGUGGACGCCCGUGCCUGUAGCCAUUGUCAUUCAGCAUGGCUACAAACCUCUUGUUUCCCUAGGAUCGGCAAGCUGGACAUCCAUGAGUAGCGUCCUUCGCUACUUUAUCCUCGAAACUAUUGCCGCUCCUUCAGUAGCGAAGAGGAUCAUGCCGAACAGUCGCGAAUCGCUUGACACGACUUGAGCCAAGCACCUUGUCCCCAGGCGGAAGCGAACAUUGUAAGCAUACAUCCAAGCCCUUCUACCGCGCGAGACCUCCCUUCCUGUUCAUCGCUGCUCCGACUUUAAAGCCGGUAUUGUGACCGGUUCACCGUCCAGAGGGAGUGCCGGAAAACUCCAAUCCGACUCGAACACUCCGGCUUCAUCAUGCCUCUCGAA
Molecule: messenger RNA, 1673 nt
Organism: Cercospora beticola
Lineage: Eukaryota; Fungi; Ascomycota; Dothideomycetes; Mycosphaerellales; Mycosphaerellaceae
Source: RefSeq, a predicted model, not a curated record